This is a messenger RNA of Rhizophagus irregularis DAOM 181602=DAOM 197198, 402 nucleotides long. RefSeq lists its product as uncharacterized. The record is from RefSeq and is a predicted model, not a curated record. Lineage: Eukaryota; Fungi; Glomeromycota; Glomeromycetes; Glomerales; Glomeraceae.
AUGAAUCAAUUUUUUCCUACUAGUGAACAAAUACAAAAUCUUGCUAAUAGAGCAAGAGAUGGUGCAAUUGUUCAAAUAUUAACUGGAAAAGAUUUACUUAAACCGAGCUUAGAACGUAAAUUGCUAUUGGAUAAUCAACAUUGUACAAUUAAUGUUGACGAAAUUUGGGCGCAUUUAACAACGUCACAACAAGAGUAUCUUAAGAAUCUCGCAGAUAACAUAAAUAGGAUUCGGAAUUCUGCCAAUAUAGAGUCAAUAGUUCGAAUAAAUACGCCACAAACCGCAAAUACCACUUUAGGAAAUGAUUUUUUAAACGGAACAAAUUUUCAUGAAGAUAAAGAUAAGAGUAUAGAAUCUUUGAUUUUACCUUUAGGUAUGGUUUACGAAAGUUCCUUUCAAUAA